AUGUCAAGUUUGCCUCGCCAAAGUCCUCUCUCCAUCAUUUCAACAAGAGGCUCUAUCGGAAGGAAUGAAGAUAGUGAUGAUGAUGAGAGGUUGCCUAUGGAGCCAACCACCACGAGUACCAUGAGAAGGAGUAUAACCGAAGAUGAUAGAACUGUUUUGGAAGUUACGAAUGAUCAUAAUAAUUAUUCGAGUGAAAAUCAUCACCAUCAUCAUCGCUCAGGAACACCUCCGACCUCAUCUACUUCUCCAAACACUAAUACAGGUGGUGGUAUGAACAACAAUGAAGAUGGUAGUAACAUUGUGUUGACCAGUAGCAGCCCGAGAAGAGGCUCUCCUCCGACUCACCUAGAAUCUACUAGCAGUAGUAACACUGCUACCGCAUCAAAGGCUAUUCGACAAUUACCAACAGGAAAUGUUGGAUAUGCUGGUGGUAAUUCAACGAGUCAAAUUCAAAGCUUUACUUCACAUGUUACCUCUCCCCCUACCCAUUCAUCAACUCCUUACAUUCCACAUUCCCAACAAUUAUUUAUAUCGAACAAUGAAAAAAUUGAAAAAUUGAUGAAAGACACCUUCGGCUCGCAACUCUCAGGAUUGUCCAAGACCAUUUCGUUUUUGCAGAAUGUGUGCAAUAUUGAAGAGAACUAUCAACAAAAAAUUGCUAAUGAAUGUAACAACAAUUUUGACACUUUUUUCCAAGGAGAAUUGGGUAAAAUGCUAUACUCAUGUAGAAGCUUUUACUACAAAAACUCCAAAAGCUCUGAGCGUUUUACUAGAGAUGUAAAAAAUUUUCUGUGUGAACCUCUUCAACAAAUCUACAAGGAUCUCAAUAAGAAAAAGAAGCUCUUCAGUCAAACACAUGACAAUAUUUGUAAAACACAUAAUAAUGCUCUUAAUGAUCUUCAACACAAAAGGAAAAAUAACGAUCAAAAGAGACAAAAUUUAGAAAAUGCAGAAAGAAAAUGGAAGUUAGCUCUAUCUCAGUCGCAGUCAGAAAAGUCAAACAAACAUGAAUCGGUGGCAGCCUCUAUUCUCAGUACUUUUACUUCCCUUUCUAACGAGCAAACAAAAUCCAAAUAUGAACAAAAUUUGGAGGAAUAUUCAGAAAGUGAGAUUGAAUUACAACAAUCCAAGAAAAAAUAUGACUUGCUUGUUCACAAUUCGCUUCAACCACAAUUUAAAGCCAUGUCAGACAAAUUAUGUGAACAAUAUACAGAGAAUGGUACCAUCAUUCAUCUUUAUAUGCAACAUCUAACCAAAUUACUUGAAGCAAGAGUUAUAGAGGCCCAAAAUAAUUUGGAAACAUUCAAAAAAUGUGUCGAUUCCAUGAACUUGAACGACAUAGAAACCUAUUUGGCUCCAUUUAAAAUUGACUUUGAUGCGCCAAAACGUCACAAGGAAGAUCAUUCCCAUAGUUUUGAGAAAUCAAAUUCAUCAUCAAGUAUUGGAAGUACCACUAACACUACACCUUUUAUAUCCGUUUACAGCCAAGAACGUGAUGAAGAUACUAUUUAUUUCGAAAAUGUAUUGAACGAAAUUUGGAAGAAAGAUGAAUCCACAGAAUCCACAGAACUGCCUGCUCAACAGACAAGUCUACCAGCUAUAGAAACACAGCAAAGCUCAGAAAGUGGUGUCUCCUCUAAUAGCUCUGAGAAAGCUAUUGUACGGCCAAUUGUGGAUAGAAAAUACAUGUCCAUGUUGAAUGAAACCAAAAAUCGCCUCAGUCAAUCAGAAAAAUGCAGGCUUGGAUUUUGUAAAGUUCUCAAUCAAAAACGGUCAAACGCCUGUUUUUCGAAAUUUGACUAUUUCCAAGAUCUUGCAGAAUUGAUGGGCUAUUGCUUGGAUCUAGCUCACAAACAAGCUGACCAAAACGUUGGAAGAUUAAUGUUAAACAUGACACAAACGUUUUACUACUAUGGAAAUGAUUAUCCAGACCUGCCUGAAAGCUCUGCAUUGCCCAAAGAAAAGAAGAAAAUAUUUGUUUACUCAAUUUUGGAUGAUAUGGACUGUUGGCAGGAUUUAAGGUUUUGGGAAUAUUGCCUCUAUGACGCUCUAAACAGUGAAAAGAUGAAUAGACAAAUGAGCAAUCAAGUUGACAACCAACAAUGGCAAUCAGAACAUGAAAAUGUUGUUUUUGGCAUUUUGAGCAGUUUUUGCUUUACAAUGAACGAGAUGAAAAUCUCUCCUCGAAUCAUUCGGCAAUUUGCCGACAAAAUGUGUAAUAUUAACUCACUUAAUGAUGACUAUCGACAAAUGGUCUUGUCUGUUGUGGACAAUAACAGCUCUCUCAAUGAUGGUACUUAUCAGACAGAGAAAAUGUCCAAAUAUCGAUCCAAACGUUUAGGAAUGAUUAUGGAGCAAGAUUCAAGCGAGCUUGAUUUAUUGAGGAUCAAAAUUCAAUUAGAAUCAACUAAAAUUGAGAACGACUAUUUUACUCCAAGAUCAGAGACAAAUUCUACGGAUGAAGCUAUUGAUACCAUUCAUAAUAGAGAAUCGAAUGCUUCCCAUCAUGAUGAAAGGAAUGAAUUUUCGAGUUUACCAACCGGGGUGAAUAAUGACACAUCGAUCAACAAUGAAAAUACUAAUUAA
Naegleria fowleri is the source of this 2586-nucleotide messenger RNA. RefSeq lists its product as uncharacterized. The coding region runs from base 1 to 2586 and encodes 861 amino acids. The transcript has 2 exons. NCBI's taxonomy places the organism in Eukaryota, Heterolobosea, Eutetramitea, Acrasida, Naegleriidae. The record is from RefSeq and is a predicted model, not a curated record.